Messenger RNA from Rhopalosiphum padi (bird cherry-oat aphid), 6421 nucleotides. RefSeq lists its product as uncharacterized. NCBI's taxonomy places the organism in Eukaryota, Metazoa, Arthropoda, Insecta, Hemiptera, Aphididae. Gene Ontology annotation, molecular function: protein binding; serine-type endopeptidase activity. The record is from RefSeq and is a predicted model, not a curated record. Bases 356 to 5971 code for a protein of 1871 amino acids. The transcript is spliced from 36 exons. Gene Ontology annotation, biological process: proteolysis.
UACGAACGAAGUUGCUCGUAUAGGUAAUACACAAGAAUUAUUAUCAACACCGACUGAUAACUUGAAUUUUGCAAUACUAAUCUAGAAGACUUAAAAUUAUGUGUUGUGUAGUUGUAAUAAUUGUGUUAUUAUAAUCGUUCAUACAGUACAUAUAGAUCGUUUUGAAAAUGAUGUUCCUUACCGAUAUAGUUCAAUAUUAAUUAAUUUCUUACAAACAUUUUUAAGUUUUUAAUAAACAUAACAGUGAGAUAAUAUAUUAUAUAAGUACAAGUUUGUAGAAUAUUGUUUAGUGAUGUUUACAUGAUUUAUAUAAUAUAUUAUAAAGUUUCGCUUCAAUAUUAAUUCAUCGUUAGCCAUGAAGGUUACGUAUUCCUGGUUCAUAUAUUCAUGUUUAAUUUUUGAAACAGAUGUUUUUUGUGAUAGAAUACUUGAAAAACGACAAACUGUUUCAUCAUGCAAAAUUAGAGACCAAUACAAAUGUAUAUCUGGCCAAUGUAUUGAUAAAACAUCAAUUUGUGAUGGAACUCGAGAUUGUAAUGAUGGGUCUGAUGAAACUUUGGCAUUAUGUAAUACAGUUCGGUGUCAAAAAUAUACAUUCCGGUGUAAAUAUGGGGCUUGUGUAAAUACAGAAAGUAAAUGUGAUGGUGUAAGACAGUGUGCUGAUGGAUCUGAUGAAGAAAAUUGUCCUGGUCCUAUUUCUAUAUCUGCAGAUACAUUAACACUAAAACUUAGUAAUACAACACAAAUAACGACGGAGUCAAAUAAAAAGAAAUCAUGCAUUUUACCAAGCCUUGAAGGAGUUAUAUAUUCUUACGAAGGUUCAGAUGACAUUUUAUCUCACGGGACAUUGAUUAAACACAAUCGCACUGUUAUCGAGAACUGUCAAGUUGGAUAUCAUAAGGCUCACCACAAUAGUUUUAGGGUUUGUCAGGGAAAUGGAAAAUGGAUAUCUAAAUCUGAUAAAUUAUGUUUCAAAUGCGGUAGAUCGUAUAUCGGACACCAAUUAUUGAUCGAUAAUGGUAAAACAGCACAAGUUGGAACAGCACCUUGGAAUGUAGGAGUAUAUCGAUUUAAUAAAGAGAAUUCUAAGUAUGACUUGAUAUGCGGAGGAUCACUUAUUGCUGAAAAUAUAGUCGUUUCUGCAUCACAUUGUUUUUGGCAAAAUGGUAUGUUAUCUAAUAGAAUAUCAAUAAACAAUGGUCUAUAUAGAAUUGCUGUUGGGAAAUAUUAUAGAAAUUACACAGUUAUUGACAAUGAUUUUACUCAAAUAAUGGAUGUGGAAACAAUUUAUCUGAAAGAAGACUAUUUGGGAUAUAAUCGGUUCUAUUCUGAUGAUAUAUCUGUUAUCGUGUUAUCAAACAGAGUUAAUAUUAGUGAUGCUGUUGCACCAGUUUGUGUUGAUUGGAAUGGUAGACAUAAUGUAACAAAUGGAGCUCAAGGAAAGAUUGUUGGUUGGGGAAAUACAGAAAAAGACAUACCAAGUCCAGUUUUAUUAGAAGCAACUUUACCGUACAUUGAUUAUAAUUCUUGUCGAAGCAUGUAUACCAAUGACUUUCAAAAGUUUGUGACUUUUGAUAAAUUUUGUGCUGGAUCUAUAUCAGGACCAGGAGUUCGUCAAGGUGACAGUGGUGCAGGCUUGACGUUUUUACAUUCUGAUUUUUAUUAUUUAACCGGAAUAGUGAGUCUCAAGGAUCCAAAUUCAAAUACUUCAAUUGCAGUUUUUACAAAUGUUAGCUCCCACAUUAAAUGGCUUCGUGAAACGUAUAAAAAAUAUACAUCUUAUGACAGUUAUAAUAUGCAGGUUACGAAAAAUGCAUGUGUUUUACCAAGUGCGGAAGGGAUUAUAUAUUCUUAUGAAGGAUCAGAUAAAAUAUUAUCUCAUGGCACAUUAAUUAAUCCUCUUCGUAUUGUAAGUGAGAGCUGUGAAGUUGGAUAUCAUAAGGCUUAUCCUAAUGGUUUUAGGGUUUGUCAGGAAAAUGGAGAAUGGAAAUUGAAUUCUGAGAAUUUGUGUUUCAAAACGUGUCCACCUCUAUUAUCAGAUAGUUUAGAUAUUAAAUGUACUCUAAAUGGUAACUAUGCUAAUUGUUCAAAUCCGUCUAUACCCGGUACAAUUGCAAACCAAUCAUGUAAGUCAACUCAUAGACUACUAAAUGGACAAGAAGGAAUUCCAAUUGAAUUACGUUGUCAGUCUAAUGGGACGUGGAAUAAUAACCUAUAUAAAUGCACCCCAUAUUGCGGUAAACCAUACGCCAGCCAUCAGUUAUUGAUCGAUAAUGGUGCUACAGCGCAAGUAGGUACAGCACCUUGGAAUGUUGGAAUAUAUAGGUUUAAUAAUGAGAGUUCCACGUAUUUUUUAAUAUGUGGAGGAUCAAUAAUUGCUCCAAAUAUUGUCGUUUCUGCGGCUCAUUGUUAUUAUAGAAAAAAAAUGCUCUCCAAUAUAUUAUCGAUAAACGAUGGUUCAUACAAAGUUACCGUUGGAAAAUAUACUAGUGAUUACACUGUUAUUGACAAUGAAUUCACUCAAAUAAUGGAUGUGAAAAUAAUUUAUAUGAAAGAAGGUUAUUAUGGAGCUAACGGAUUUCAUGCUGAAGAUAUAGCUGUUGUCGUGUUGAAAAACAAAGUUCUUAUUAGUGCUGGUGUUGCACCAGUUUGUGUUGAUUGGAAUAGUAGAUAUAAUGUACCAAAUGGAGCCCAAGGAAAGUUUGUUGGUUGGGGAUAUACAGAAAAAAACAUAAUUAGCCCCGUUUUAUUAGAAGCAACAUUAUCGUACAUCGAUCAUAAUUCUUGUCGAAUCAUGUAUACAAAUGGAUUUCGAACGUUUGUGACUUCUGAUAAGUUCUGUGCCGGAUCUGAAUUAGAACAAACACCCCGUGAAGGCGACAGUGGUGCAGGUUUAACGUUUUUACAUUCUGAUUUUCAUUAUUUAACUGGUGUACUGAGUGUCAAGGAUGUAAAUACAAACAAUUCAAUUGUAGUUUUUACAAAUGUUAGGUCCCACAUUCAAUGGAUUCGUGAACUGUAUGACAAAUAUGCUUCUACAAUUGUUGGUUGGGGUAAAACAGAAAAAGACGUGUCAAGUCCCAUUUUAUUAGAAGCCAGUUUACCGUACAUCGACCAUAAUUCUUGUCGAAGCAUGUAUAAAACAUGUAUAAAAAUGGUUUUCAAACAACACGGGGCUCGUAAAGGUGACAGUGGUGCAGGCUUAAUGUUUUUACAUUCUAAUUCUUAUUAUUUAACUGGAGUAAUGAGUGUCAACGAUCCACAUGCAAACAAUUCAAUAUCGGUUUUUACAGAUAUUAAGUUUCACAUUCAAUGGCUUCAAUUUCGCUCCAAUAUUAAUUCAUCAUUAGCUAUGAAGGUUACGUAUUCCUGGUUAAUAUAUUCAUGGUUAAUUUUUGGAACAGAUGUUUUUUGUGAUAGAAUACUUGAAAAACGACAAACUGUUUCAUCAUGCAAAAUUAGAGACCAAUACAAAUGUAUAUCUGGCCAAUGUAUUGAUAAAACAUCAAUUUGUGAUGGAACUCGAGAUUGUAAUGAUGGGUCUGAUGAAACUUUGGCAUUAUGUAAUACAGUUCGGUGUCAAAAAUAUACAUUCCGGUGUAAAUAUGGGGCUUGUGUAAAUACAGAAAGUAAAUGUGAUGGUGUAAGACAGUGUGCUGAUGGAUCUGAUGAAGAAAAUUGUCCUGGUCCUAUUUCUAUAUCUGCAGAUCCAUUAACACUAAAACUUAGUAAUACAACACAAAUAACGACGGAGUCAAAUAAAAAGAAAUUAUGCAUUUUACCGAGCCUUGAAGGAGUUAUAUAUUCUUACGAAGGUUCAGAUGACAUUUUAUCUCACGGGACAUUGAUUAAACACAAUCGCACUGUUAUCGAGAACUGUCAAGUUGGAUAUCAUAAGGCUCACCACAAUAGUUUUAGGGUUUGUCAGGGAAAUGGAAAAUGGAUAUCUAAAUUUGAUAAAUUAUGUUUCAAAUGCGGUAGAUCGUAUAUCGGACACCAAUUAUUGAUCGAUAAUGGUAAAACAGCACAAGUUGGAACAGCACCUUGGAAUGUAGGAGUAUAUCGAUUUAAUAAAAAGAAUUCUAAGUAUGACUUGAUAUGCGGAGGAUCACUUAUUGCUGAAAAUAUAGUCGUUUCUGCAUCACAUUGUUUUUGGCAAAAUGGUAUGUUAUCUAAUAUAAUAUCAAUAAACAAUGGUCUAUAUAGAAUUGCUGUUGGGAAAUAUUAUAGAAAUUACACAGUUAUUGACAAUGAUUUUACUCAAAUAAUGGAUGUGGAAACAAUUUAUCUGAAAGAAGACUAUUUGGGAUAUAAUCGGUUCUAUUCUGAUGAUAUAUCUGUUAUUGUGUUAUCAAACAGAGUUAAUAUUAGUGAUGCUGUUGCACCAGUUUGUGUUGAUUGGAAUGGUAGAUAUAAUGUAACAAAUGGAGCUCAAGGAAAGAUUGUUGGUUGGGGAAAUACAGAAAACGACAUACCAAGUCCAGUUUUAUUAGAAGCAACUUUACCGUACAUUGAUUAUAAUUCAUGUCGAAGCAUGUAUACCAAUGACUUUCAAAAGUUUGUGACUUUUGAUAAAUUUUGUGCUGGAUCUAUAUCAGGACAAGGAGUUUGUCAAGGUGACAGUGGUGCAGGCUUGACGUUUUUACAUUCUGAUUUUUAUUAUUUAACCGGAAUAGUGAGUCUCAAGGAUCCAAAUUCAAAUAAUUCAAUUGCAGUUUUUACAAAUGUUAGGUCCCACAUUAAAUGGCUUCGUGAAACGUAUAAAAAAUAUACAUCUUAUGACAGUGAUAAUAUGCAGGUUACGAAAAAUGCAUGUGUUUUACCAAGUGCGGAAGGGAUUAUAUAUUCUUAUGAAGGAUCAGAUAAAAUAUUAUCUCAUGGCACAUUAAUUAAUCCUCUUCGUAUUGUAAGUGAGAGCUGUGAAGUUGGAUAUCAUAAGGCUUAUCCUAAUGGUUUUAGGGUUUGUCAGGAAAAUGGAGAAUGGAAAUUGAUUUCUGAGAAUUUGUGUUUUAAAACAUGUCCACCUCUAUUAUCAUAUGGUUUAGAUAUUAAAUGUACUCUAAAUGGUAACUAUGCUAAUUGUUCAAAUCCGUCUAUACCCGGUACAAUUGCAAACCAAUCAUGUAAGUCAACUCAUAGAAUACUAAAUGGACCAGAAGGAAUUCCAAUUGAAUUACGUUGUCAGUCUAAUGGAACAUGGAAUAAUCAACUAAAUGAAUGCACCCCAUCACCUUGGAAUGUAGGAAUAUAUCAAUUUAAUAAAAACAAUUCCAAGUAUGACUUCAUAUGUAGUGGAUCAUUAAUUAGUUCAAAUUUAGUCGUUUCUGCGGCUCAUUGUUUUUGGAAAAGAAGUACGAAAUCUCAUCAAAUAUCAAUAAUCGAUGGUUCAUACAAAGUCGCCGUUGGAAAAUAUACUAGAAAUUUUACUGUUAUUGACAAUAAAUUUACUCAAAUAAUAGAUGUGAAAAUAAUUUAUAUGAAAGAAGGUUAUUAUGGAGCUAACGGAUUUCAUGCUAAAGAUAUAGCUGUUAUCGUGUUGAAAAACAAAGUUCUUAUUAGUGCUGGUGUCGUACCAGUUCGUAUUGAUUGGAGUUCUAAAUAUAAUGUACCAAUUGGAGCUGAAGGAAAGAUUGUUGGUUGGAGAAAAACAGAAAAAAACAUAAUUAGCCCCGUUUUAUUAGAAGCCAGUUUACCGUACAUCGACCAUAAUUCUUGUUCAAGCAUGUAUAAAAAUGGAUUUCAAUGGUUUGUGACUCCUGAUAAGUUCUGUGCCGGAUCUGAAUUAGAACAAACACCUGGUGUAAGCGACGUUGGUGCUGGUUUAACGUUUUUACAUUCUGAUUUUUAUUAUUUAACUGGUGUACUGAGUGUCAAGGAUCCAUAUUCAAAUAAUUCAAUUGUAGUUUUUACAAAUGUUAGGUCCCACAUUCAAUGGAUUCGUGAACUGUAUGACAAAUAUGCUUCUACAUAAUAUUAAUGAUAACAUAAUUAUAUUUAAGCCCAAUAGCAUAAUACUUAAAUGACAAAUUCUAUGUCUAAUUAAAAUUAAAAUUGUUAUGAAUAUAUUUUUACUGUUACAUAACAAUAUUUAACAAAUUAAUUUUGAACAAAUGUUCAUCAAAAUUAAAUUUAAUACGAAAUUAUUAUUAUAGGUAAUACAUAAGCAUUAUAAAAUUAAUUUACAAUUGUACGUAUCAGUUAUAUUAAAUUUGGUGUUUGAAAUAGUCGAGAAACAAGAUUAAAGUGCAGUUAUUUUACAGAAAUUGUAACAAAAAUAGGUUUUGAACUUCGUAGACAUGCUAUAGCCAUUAGCCAUAGUAUUUACUAUUAUACUUUUAUACUAUUUAAUUUUAAAUAUAAAUUGCGUUUGUAUAAUAUAAUCAAAUAUAUAAGCACUGUAUUAUUUAUAAUUAAAAUUUCU